This is a messenger RNA of Penicillium diatomitis, 930 nucleotides long. RefSeq names its product putative mitochondrial GTP/GDP transporter Ggc1. Bases 1 to 930 code for a protein of 309 amino acids. Gene Ontology annotation, molecular function: guanine nucleotide transmembrane transporter activity. The record is from RefSeq and is a predicted model, not a curated record. Gene Ontology annotation, cellular component: mitochondrion. The transcript is spliced from 7 exons. NCBI's taxonomy places the organism in Eukaryota, Fungi, Ascomycota, Eurotiomycetes, Eurotiales, Aspergillaceae.
AUGUCUCCUGCUAUCGCUCAAGCCGGUGCUGGCGCCGCCUCCAAGGACGUCAAGAAGGAGUCUGCGACCGCUCGUCUGCUUGGUUCUGGCUGUGCUGGUAUCGCCGAGUUGAUGGUCUUCCAUCCCGUUGACACUACCGCGAAGCGUUUGAUGAGCAACCAGACCCGAAUCUCAUCUGCCGCCGAGUUCAACAAGGUUGUCUUCCGGGAGUACUCCGAUGCUGCUGUUGGCCGCAAGUUCACCUCUCUGUUCCCCGGUCUGGGAUACGCCGCUGGAUACAAGGUCCUCCAGCGUAUCUACAAGUAUGGUGGUCAGCCCUUUGCCCGCGACUACCUGGCUCAGCACCACGGUCAGGCCUUCGACAACGCUUUCGGCAAGGGUAAUGGCAAGGCCAUCAUGCACGCGACUGCUGGCAGUUUGAUCGGUAUCGGAGAGAUCGUUCUCCUCCCCCUCGACGUUCUGAAGAUCAAGCGUCAGACCAACCCCGAGGCCUUCCGCGGCCGUGGUCUCUUCAAGAUUAUCUCCGAUGAGGGUAUGGGUCUCUACCGCGGUGCUGGCUGGACUGCCGCCCGUAACGCCCCUGGAUCUUUCGCUCUCUUCGGUGGUUCCGCUUUCGCCAAGGAGUACAUCUACAGCCUUAAGGACUACAACAAGGCCAGCUGGUCCCAGAACUUUGUCGCCUCCGUCUGUGGUGCCAGUGCCUCCCUGGUCGUCUCCGCUCCCCUCGACGUGAUCAAGACCCGUAUCCAGAACCGCAACUUCGAGAACCCCGAGUCCGGCUUCCGUAUCGUGUCCAACAUGAUGAAGAACGAGGGCUUCCCCUCCUUCUUCAAGGGUCUCACUCCCAAGCUUCUGAUGACCGGUCCCAAGCUGGUCUUCAGCUUCUGGCUUGCCCAGACUUUGAUCCCUGCCUUUGGUCAGGUUGUUUGA